Messenger RNA from Aspergillus eucalypticola CBS 122712, 559 nucleotides. RefSeq lists its product as uncharacterized. Bases 89 to 472 code for a protein of 127 amino acids. NCBI's taxonomy places the organism in Eukaryota, Fungi, Ascomycota, Eurotiomycetes, Eurotiales, Aspergillaceae. The record is from RefSeq and is a predicted model, not a curated record. The transcript has a single exon.
CAUGCUUGAUCCAUGCCGAUCUAUGGGUGGGAAACACGGGGACAUUCUCUGAUAGGAAGCAUCUAUAUCUUUGACUCUGCCGCAUUCUAUGCGCAUAACGAGAUGGAGACAGCAAAUUGGCGAUGCAGCAAUAACAAGAUCCAUGACCAAGUGUAUAUACGCACUUACUUGCAUCACUUCGCGCCCAGUGAACCACAACAGGAAUGAGAUGACAGGACCGGCAUGUACUCGGUAUACUAUAAUACUAUCUACUCUGUCAGUCAUAGAAGUGAAGGGACUGCUGUUCAUCAGAAGUGAGUUGCCCUCCCAAGCUCUCUGCACGUGCGAGGCUGACUCCGAAGCCAGGGCCUAUGUUGAAUUGUAUUAUUUGGUCGAUGAAUACGUGCCAUUCGGAGAAGGUACCGGGCCUCGAAAGACUGGCAAGUCUGAGCGGGUUUCACUCUCGGAUGAACGAGAUUAUACUAGAGCUUGAGCGAUCGUAGCCUUCGCUACCUGGGAGCUGGGACUAUGGGCAUGAAGCUUUCGACAGCUUAUUGCAUAGACAACGAACUGAAAUUUU